Messenger RNA from Gadus macrocephalus (Pacific cod), 6237 nucleotides. RefSeq names its product cell adhesion molecule 2a (gene cadm2a). The transcript has 9 exons. The record is from RefSeq and is a predicted model, not a curated record. The coding region runs from base 74 to 1264 and encodes 396 amino acids. Lineage: Eukaryota; Metazoa; Chordata; Actinopteri; Gadiformes; Gadidae.
UUUGUGUGUGGGUGCGUGUGUGGGUUUGUUAGGUGUCACAGGUGUCAGCGGUCAGUACCCCCUGGUGCAGAACAUGACAGUGACGCAGGGAGGCACGGUGAACAUGACCUGCCGCGUGGAGUACAACGACAACACCUCCCUCCAGUGGUCAAACCCGGCACAGCAGACUCUCUUCUUCGGCGACAAAAAGGCUCUACGGGACAACCGGAUCGAGCUGGUCCAGGCCACGACUGCGGAGCUGACCAUCAGCCUGAGUGACGUCACGCUGACUGACGAGGGCAUGUACACGUGCUCCCUGUUCACCAUGCCCGUGCGGACUGCUAAGGCCUUCCUCACCGUGCUGGGGGUGCCAGAGAAGCCAGAGAUUGACGGCUUCGUAAAGCCGGCCCUAGAAGGAGACAAGAUCACGCUGACCUGCAUCACCCAGGGCAGCAAGCCUGCAGCUGACCUGCGUUGGUUCAGGAAUGAGAAGGAGAUCAAGGGGGCUAAGGAGGUGAACGCCAGCGGGAAGACCUUCACGGUGCGCAGCUCCCUGCAGUUGGAGGUGAACCGCGACGACGACGGCGUGGCGUACACCUGCAAGGUGGAUCACGUGGCCCUGUCCCACGCCCCCCAGCAGGCCACCGAGGUGCUGGAGGUCCACUACGCCCCUCAUGUGGAGAUAAUCUCCUCCCUCAGCAUCCCUCAGGAGACCCAGUUCCUCAAGCUGGAGUGUAUGUCCAAAGGCAACCCCUCGCCAGACCCCGUGACGUGGUUCAAAGAUGGCGCCGAGCUCCCGGACUUGGAAAGGAUUCUCGUGGAGGGCCGGGAGCUCACCAUCUCCUCCCUGAACAAGACGGACAACGGCACGUACCGCUGCGAGGCCAGAAACCACCUGGGGGUCAGCAAGGACGAAUACGUGCUCUACGUCUACGACGCCCCCACCACCCCGCCUCCACCCACCACCUCACCCCCCCCACCCACUCCUCCAGUCUCCAGUGCCCUCCGACCCCACGCUGCAGACCCCACGGUCACUGACACAGAUCCCAAUGCACUGGGGCAGCACGGUACUGACCACGCCCUGAUCGGAGGCGUUGUGGCCGUGGUGGUGUUUGUCACAUUGUGUUUGAUUAUUGUUCUGGGAAGAUACCUGGCCAGACAUAAAGGAACGUACCUGACCAAUGAGGCCAAGGGGGCGGAUGACGCGCCAGACGCAGACACGGCCAUCAUCAACGCCGAGGGAAACCACGCGCACACAGAGGAGAAGAAGGAGUACUUCAUUUAGACUGCAGGGGGAGCCACUCCGCUCCCCCUCUCCCCCCCCCUCGCCCCCACCGCCCCCCUUCUUUUGACCUCCGUCUCUGCUCUCUCCUCCUCCUUCUGUCCCCCCCCUCUCUGCUACUCCUCCUCCUCCUCUGUGUUGUCUCAGCUUUGGACCCCCGGCUGUGGCCCGCCAGGCUCCCGGGAGGGGGGGUUUCCCGGGGGCCACAGGACAGGGCCAGUCACGCUGUUGUACUGUUACUGCCUUUCUGCACCAUGGCUCCCAUUUCACCGCACACCGUUGGGGUUUUGUUUGUUCGCUUUGUUUAGUUUUGUGAUUUUCACAGGUGGAUAUCUUCUGGAUAUCUUCCUUUUUUUUUGUUUUGUUUUCUAUUGUCCUGGUUGUUUUGGUUCUUUUUUUGUCCACUUCGACACGAUAAUCUUCAACACUUGAGUGCCAACACAACACGUACUGCGACCCUGUCCUCCUCCCUCCCUCCCUCCCUCCCUCCUUCCCUCCCUCUCUGGUUCCUAGAUCUCCUAUCGCACUUGGCUUCAGAUACAUAUCUCAUCACAUGUACACUUCACGGUGCCUACUACUGUACACGCAUGCCCACACACACACACACACACACACACACACACACACACACACACACACACACACACACACACACACACACACACACACACACACACACCACACACACACACAAACAUACACAUGUGCACGCGCAGCUCCAGCCCUGAUCGAUGCCUUCAUGUGUCCUCUGUCAACACGUUGGUAAAGAAAACCAUCUCUACGUUGUCGGCUCCCUGGCUGAUAUUCCAUUGCUAAGGCUCACUGCUCUCAGUUAUGCAUUUCGUUUUCAAAGUUUUCUCUUUGAAUGAAAGCCUGCGCUCUUUUCUGCCUUAUUGAUGUCUUAUCAACCCUGAUUAUGGUAUGCUGAGAUUACCCUCCACCUUUUCUCCUCCUUCUCCUACCCCUCCUCCAAACAGACUUGUAAUUAAAAAGAAAGAAAAAAAACACUUGUAAGAUAAGCAGAGGGAUUUCUGUAACACUGUAGCAGGGUUGGUCCGGUGUGUGUGUGUGUGUGUGUGUGUGUGUGUGUGUGUGUGUGUGUGUGUGUGUGUGUGUGUGUGUGUGUGUGUGUGUGUGUGUGUGUGUGUGUUUACUUUUAACUUUUUUUUCUGUCUAGUUCAUCAGGUAAAGGUUAGUAUAGUAACUGUUUUAGAGAAGCCGAGAUUAAGUCACACCAAAAAUAUACGUAAGAGAUGCUAGGUCUUACACUGCGUCGGACACACACAAUCAAUCACAGAUAUAAAAGGAACAACAUUCGCAAAAAUCUGCUGUUUUUAUGUAGCUUAGCCUGUAUAUUCCGCUCAGCUCUCGCUGUGAUUUUAGCUGAAGCCCACCGCAUCGUAUGUCUCACGGCAUCUCUCUGCUUCUUCGUGAUUCACAUCAUAUAUGGCUCUGGGGGUUUCAACCAACCAACCAACCCUUUGUUUGGACUCCAUACCUCCCCCCACUCUCGCCCCCUUCACUUUAGCCCGUCUCUUGGAGUCUAUAUGAUGACAUGAAUGAACUGUACCUGCAGCUGACCACCGUGUUGAGCCAACAUAUCAUUCAUUCAAACUGUCUCAUGGCAGAUUCAUCGCUGCAUCAGCCUGUACUCUAAAUCUCUGAUAUUUUCACCUACUUGGCUCUUUGCCCCCGCUUGAAGUACAGCCUGCUCUUUACAGAGUAGUUUACAGCAACUCUAUGAUAUAAAAAAAAACGAAAAAAUGACUUUUCUAUGCUUGUGUUGUGAUGGCUGUCGUCAGCAGAUACUCAGUUCCCCCAUUACCAGACGCUAACCAGGCUGAACUACCACAAGGGACACAUUGUACCAUGGCUCAUUUCACCGCUUACUUCACAGGUCCAAAUGUGUUUGAUGUUGGUCCGACCCAGACCCUAUGUUCUGCCCCAAUCCUAAAUACAUGAAGACAAACACAAAAGCACAAAAUUGGUUCGGAGGGGGCGUUCCCUUGCCAAUUACUAGAAUGUCCAAACAGAAUGGCUUUUGACCAGAAUCUCUCUCUCUCUCUCUCUCUCUCUCUCUCUCUCUCUCUCUCUCUCUCUCUCCUCUCUCUCUCUCUCUCUCUCUCUCUCUCUCUCUCUCUCUCUCUCUCUCUCUCUCUCUCUCUCUCUCUCUCUGAGUUUGGAUGAACACGUCUUACUUUGCAAGUGUGUGUUUUAUUUUAUUUGUCUAUACUUUUUUAUUUCACCCUUUUUUGUUUGGUUUGAUGGUAUCUGAGCUCCAAGUUGUAUAUUGUGACUGCUAAAAAAAAUGUGAUUAAUAGUGAAAAAUUGCUGUUAGAUUUUGGAUUCCCUAAUCCCUUCCAAUGUGUAUAUUAGCCACUAUAUCUAUUUACAACAGGAAUUCAUUUUUAUUAAUUUGUUACUGCAUCUGCAUAUCAUGAAAAGGAACCCUUUGAUGAGUUCAAGUACCAGGCAUGUAUAUAAUGUGUGGUAAACUUUACUUUGGUACUACAGAUUGGCAUGCUUUUUUUGGGGUUAUUUCUCUUCCUUAAUUUAUUUGAAAUGAAGUUGUUUAAAAGGGUAUCUACUAUGGCUCCUGAGACAGUGAAGUCUCCAAAUGUGUGUGUGUGGCAGGAUCUCUGGUGCCACAAGUCCAAAGGUUUUGAUUUGAAAGGAGUAAGGGAAAAAGAAAAGUACACGUUGAAUUGGAAAUCUCAAGCUGUAAUUUCGGCUGGCCUUGUGUUUUGUUUGUCAUUUUCUUUCAUAUUUUAGUAGAGACAUCAUCAUUACAUUUUCCUCCACUGACUUUGAAAGUUCAUCCUACAGUUAAGGAUACCAUUGAAGAAGACCAAGUACAGUUUACUUAAAAAAAAAAAUACUGAUGUAUAUUGCAGUCACAUUGAAGAUUUGCCUACAGUAGUUAUGUUUGACAUAUAUGUGGGGCUUUGGGGAAUUUAAUCAAUUAUCAUAUUUCAUAGAAUAAAUUGAAAUAAAUCUUGUAAAAAAAAAAAAAAUAAUAAUAACUGACAACACUAUGGUAUUCAGACCAGAAACAUAUCUACUAGGAGAAAGAAAAUAAGAGAAAUGUUUGUGUUUCAUUUAUAGAGUAAUGUAAAAUCCACUCCUUCUUAAACUGACAAAAUAUAUAGAUUAGUUAUCGGUUACUUUAUGUGUGUAACAAACUGUUUCAGUGAACUCCAAGUUGGAAAUCGUUUAAUGAAUGUCUUUCUCCUUUUUUUGAGUUGAAAGUAGACGUUGAACAUGAAUUAUAUUCCACCCUAGGUCCAACUAUAUAAUAUUACAACGUGUAUCUAUUAGUUUUGAUCCGAGAACACCAGAUUCACAUUUCCACAUUUAAUUUUGCCAAGGCUCUUUGUUGGUUCUGGAUCCCUCCACGAGCAAGAAUACAUUAGUAUUAAACUAAGUGUUAGUAAAUCCAGGCGUUGUCGUGGACUUAAUCUAUUCCUCAUCAAUAAAUGGGUUAUGAGAUACACUACACAUAUUUCAGAGCUUUUAUGAUGAUGCAUUUAUUAAAUUGCAUUUUUAAAACAGUUGUGUUUUUAUUUGCCACAAUGUGCUGUUAGAAACACACAAAAUAUGCACUCUCAUUUACUCGUUUUUCUAAAUAAAAGAUUCAAAUGGAUGUUCUUUUUAUUCGAUUUUGCUCGAUAUGAACUCCAACCUGUACCCACACUUUCCAAAUGUUUUUUUUUUUAUACAAUAGCCAUGUUGUUUUGUGUGUUUAUUUUGUGUGUUUAACUGCCUAUACACCCGCCAGGGUACUCUGUUUUUUAUAGAAUCAUAACUGUUGCUGUUUUUUUGUUGGUCUAGGUCCACAAUUUUCUUUUUGUCCGUUAAAACUAAGCUUUAAACCUCCUGCCUCUGCCACAUCACACACAUACAAACUCUUCAUCUUUUACAGACCACCUCUAAACCCCCACAGAAACGAACCCAUCCACAUCCCUCUCUCAUUAAAAACCAACAACAACAUUAAAAAAAACGAGGUUUCUUUCCUUUGCCAGACGCAACCGGGAUAUAAGAACCGUUUAGUCAUCUGUGCAUCCGAUGUUUGCGUGAGCGAGCAUGUUCUCAGCGUCUCCCCACCGUACUUGGCUGUCUCAACACGCUUUAGCACAUGCCGGACUCUGACACAUGUAGAAAGGCCUGGAAACCCUACAUGGUACCUACUCACAGCUACGUGCCGGGAACCGGCAUGGAGAUUUGCUUUCUUUGUUUUAUUUUGCAUCUCAGGAAUAUUUUCAUCGCUUACAUUUUGAUUUGGUUGGGAGAGGGGGCUGGCGUUUUAGGGUGUAGGGGGAGGAGGGGGAGGGGGGAUAGCAGUUUUAAACCAGUGUUCAUCACUUCCGGUUUGUCGACACCUCAUCUCCUUUCUUCAGUUUAGAACUGUCAUAAUGUUUUAUGAAAAAACAUUCUAUUGUGAUUACUUCAUAUCUUUUUCAUCCUCCUGUCAUCAGGGUUACAGUUUUUUGCUAUAACCACUUGAGAUGUAAAAAUAUAAUGACGGAAGAGUUUCCAAAACACACCGCGCUUAUAUCUGUCUGGAGGAAAAUAACCAAGAUUGUUCAAUGUUACGGUAUGUGUGUAUAUCUACGCUUCUGUCCUUUCUGCCAUCGCUUUCUGACAGAGAAACCUUUAUGUAAAUAUUCCUUUUUCUUUUUUUUCUUUUUUUUUAGGUGGGUGGAGUAGUAAUUCACUUAAUAUCUGUCACUCACAUUGCGCCCAAGACUGCGCUGUAGACACACGUAGUUCCAGUGUGUGACGGUAUGCAGUGCUCUCUGGGUGUAUGGGGGGGGGGGGGGGGGGGGGGGGGUACUGUACAGAUUAGACUGAGUAAUGAGCGCCAUCACUGAGGGUGAUCCUUUCCCCUAGUGGCCCCUGGAGAUAUUUGGUUUUAAUUUAGAGCCUCAUUCCCAUGUUUCCAAUACAAUUGUUGAAUAAAUAGCUGCCAAAACACA